Molecule: messenger RNA, 10679 nt
Organism: Pseudopipra pipra
Lineage: Eukaryota; Metazoa; Chordata; Aves; Passeriformes; Pipridae
Gene: BPTF
Product: bromodomain PHD finger transcription factor
Exons: 32
Coding region: 233-9808 (3191 amino acids)
Biological process (GO): regulation of transcription by RNA polymerase II
Cellular component (GO): NURF complex
Molecular function (GO): RNA polymerase II cis-regulatory region sequence-specific DNA binding
Source: RefSeq, a predicted model, not a curated record
GGCGCAGGCGGGGAAACAAGAUGGCGGCCGGCGGCGAUCCGGAGCGGGGCGCCGGCGAUUCGCGCUGAGCCGCGGCCCUCCCGGCCCGGCCCCCCCCGGCCCGGCCCCGCGCCCGAGCGGGGCGCGGAGCCUCCCCGUAGCCGCCUGUCCGGACUUCCGAGCGCCCUCCCGAGCCGCCCUUUCCACCACCCCCCCCGCCUCCCUUCCCCCUUCCCUCGGCCAGCGCCCAGCGAUGCGGGGCCGGCGCGGGAGGCCGCCCAAGCAGCAGCAGCCGGCGGCGGCCGCCGCUCCGGCGAGCGCCCCGGCCCCGGCGGGCCCCAUCGGCGGGCUGCGCUCCCGGCAGCGCGGCAGCAGCCGCGGCAGGUGGGCGGCCGCGGCCCAGCCGGAGACGGCGGGGCCCAAGCAGAAGGGAGCCGGCGCUGCCCAGGCCUCGCCGCCCGCCGCCGCCUCGCCCAGGGGGGGCGGCAAGAGGAAGGCGGGCGGCGGCGGCGGCACCCCCGGUGGGGGAGGCAGCGGCGGUAAGGGCAGGGGCAGGGCCGGGGCGGCAGGAGCAGGGGGAGGAGGAGGAGGCGCAGGAGGCAGCUGCAACAGCCAAGGCAGGGCUGCCUCGUCCAGGAGGAGCAUCAGCAAAGUGGUGUACGACGAUCAUGAGAGCGAGGAGGAGGAGGAGAGCAUGGUGUCCGAGGAGGAGGAGGAGGGAGACCCCGAGGAUAACCAGAACUCCGAGGAGGAAGAGGAGGAGGAGAUAAUGGAGGAGGAGGACGACGACGACUCCGACUACCCCGAGGAGAUGGAGGAUGAGGACGACGCCAGUUAUUGCACUGAGAGCAGCUUCAGGAGCCACAGCACCUACAGCAGCACCCCAGGUAGGAGAAGACAAAGAGCACAUCGUCCUCGCUCUCCGAUACUGGAAGAAAAAGAUAUCCCACCCUUGGAGUUUCCUAAAUCCUCAGAGGACUUAAUGGUGCCUAGUGAGCAUAUAAUGAAUGUUAUUGCCAUCUAUGAGGUACUAAGGAACUUUGGCACUGUUUUACGCCUCUCUCCUUUUCGUUUUGAGGACUUCUGUGCUGCUCUGGUAAGUCAAGAGCAGUGCACACUUAUGGCAGAGAUGCACAUAGUGCUUUUAAAAGCAGUUUUACGUGAAGAAGACACUUCAAAUACUACCUUUGGACCUGCUGACCUCAAAGAUAGCGUUAAUUCCACUUUGUAUUUCAUAGAUGGAAUGACGUGGCCAGAGGUCCUGCGGGUUUAUUGUGAGAGUGACAAGGAAUACCAUCAUGUUCUUCCUUACCAAGAGACAGAGGACUAUCCUUAUGGACCAGUAGAGAAUAAAAUCAAAGUCCUGCAGUUCUUAGUGGAUCAGUUCCUUACCACAAACAUUGCCCGGGAGGAGUUAAUGUCAGAAGGUGUCAUUCAGUACGAUGAUCACUGUAGGGUCUGUCACAAGCUCGGGGAUUUGCUGUGCUGUGAGACCUGCUCGGCCGUGUAUCACCUGGAGUGUGUGAAACCCCCUCUGGAGGAGGUGCCCGAGGACGAGUGGCAGUGUGAGGUCUGUGUGGCACACAAGGUGCCUGGAGUGACUGACUGUGUUGCUGAAAUCCAAAAAAACAAGCCCUACAUCCGACAUGAGCCCAUUGGAUACGACAGGCACAGGAGGAAAUACUGGUUCCUGAACAGGAGGAUCAUCAUAGAGGAAGAUUCAGAAAGUGAGAAGGAUAAGAAAAUCUGGUACUACAGCACAAAGAUCCAGCUGGCAGAGUUGAUUGAAUGCCUGGACAAAGAUUACUGGGAAGCUGACCUAUGCAAAACCCUGGAUGAAAUGCGUGAGGAGGUUCAUCGGCACAUGGAUGUGACAGAAGACCUCACAAACAAAGCAAGGGGCAACAACAAGUCUUUCCUUUCUGCAGCAAAUGAUGAAAUUUUGGACAUCAUCAGAGCAAGAAAAGGAGAAAUAGUGGAAGAUAAAAACACAGGAGAUGAUGAAGGAGAAAAGGCCAAAAGUGAUGGUGAUAAUGACCAGACAGAUGCUGAGAGAGACAAGGAAGAAUCUGGAGACCAAGAUAAAAUUGAGGAAACACAGAAUGAGCAAGAUGUGGAAAAAGAGAAAACAGAAGAGGCAACAGUCGUUGGGGAUAAAAGUAACUCUGUGACACCAAGCACUGAUGACAACACCACAAAUCCUUCUGCAGGAGACAGUAGUUGCCCUGAAGGGAAGAACGUGGGGUGUCAGUCAGAAACCCUUGAUAGCAACAACGUGGCAGAGAAGAAGGUGGCACCAGAGCUCCCCCUGGAACUCUCAGAAGAAACUGGUCAGAUGAUCCCCAGCAACAGCAGCAGUGGGUCUGCUGCACCUCCACAGCCAGAUGUUGAAAACAGCAGUGGCAGUGAGCAGAAUGACUCCAUCAGGACUCUGGAUGAUGCUGAAAAUGCAGAGAGGGGAUCCCAGACUUCAGAGGACAUAGGAGAGAAAUCUAAUGGUGAAAGAAGUGAUUCUCCAGGAGCAGGAAGAGGCACACCAGGCUCGACACGAAUGCUCACCAGGUUGAGGAAUCCAGACAGCAAACUGAGCCAGAUGAAAAACCAGCAGGUUGCUGCUGCAGCACAGGAAGCAAAUAAGUUAUAUAAAGAAACCAGAGAGGUUCUGGUGGUGAACUCUCAAGGCGAAGUCUCCCGAGUGAACACCAAGAAGGACGUUGUGAUUAAAGGAAAUAUGAACAAUUAUUUCAAGUUGGGGCAGGAGGGGAAGUACAGAGUUUAUCACAACCAAUAUGCCACCAAUUCCUUUGCAUUGAACAAGCACCAGCACAGGGAGGACCACGACAAGAGACGACACCUCUCCCAUAAAUUCUGCCUGACCCCAGCUGGGGAGUUCAAGUGGAACGGGUCUGUGCAUGGCUCCAAAGUCCUGACCAUCUCCACCUUGAGGCUCACGAUUAUUCAGCUGGAAAACAACAUCCCAGCAUCAUUCCUCCACCCUAACUGGGCUUCCCACAGGUCUAACUGGAUUAAGGCUGUUCAGAUGUGCAGCAAGCCCAGAGAAUUUGCACUAGCACUGGCUAUAUUGGAGUGUGCAAUUAAACCAGUUGUCAUGCUGCCCAUCUGGAGGGAAUCCUUGGGGCACACGAGAUUACGCAGAAUGACAGCAAUAGAAAGAGAAGAAAAGGAGAAAGUGAAAAAAAAAGAGAGGAAACAAGAAGAAGAAGAAACCAUGCAGCAAGCUACGUGGGUGAAGUACACAUUUCCUGUCAAACACCAGGUUUGGAAGCAAAAAGGAGAGGAAUACAGAGUAACAGGAUAUGGUGGCUGGAGUUGGAUUAGUAAAACCCAUGUGCACAGGUUUAUGCCCAAACUGCCAGGAAAUACUAAUGCAAAUUACAGAAAAUUGCUAUCAACAAAGAGCGAAGAUGAAAAAUGCAACUUGGACAAACGAAAAGGGCCCACUAAGGUAAAAACAGAGAAAGACAGAGCAAAGGACUCUCGUGAUGUGCAAGCAAAAGACAAAGCAGAUGUUUCAGAAACCUUGGAGAAAGUGAAAGAAGAAAAGUUGCCUGAAGAAAAAGUAGAAGUUGAUACAAUUUCUGAAAACUUGGAUCAGGCAAAAGACACAGCGGAGAAGGAAAUCGAUGGUGAAAAUGAUAAAGUCAUCAAGGAAGAACCUAUGGAUGUAGAUGAUGUGAAAAUUGAAUCCUCCCUGAAAGAUGAGGACAGUCACUGUAAGCUGGAUAUAAUCAAUGUCAGCGAGGGCUUUCAUUUAAGGACUUGCUACAAAAGGAAAGUAAAAUCAUCCAAAUUAGACGGACUUCUGGAGCGGAGAAUAAAACAGUUCACGCUGGAGGAAAAACAACGCCUGGAGAAGAUGAAGCUGGAGGCUGGUGCUAAAACUGGGGGCAUUCGGUCUGUGAGCCCCCAGAAAAACACAGAUGAGCUACAGAGGAAAGGAAAAGAAGGAGGCCAGUUUGACAUUUCCUCCCAAGAUCAGACUUACAUGUCAGAUAAGACCCAGCCUGAAGAUGCAGAACAAGACUCUUUGCCCAUCAGCAGCAUCUGCUCUACCAAAACUGGUGAGGAGGAGGAACCUUUGACAAACAGGCUGUCAAAAGGAGAAGGGCAGCUACUGGAUGAAGACUCACCUCAGUCCUCUGAAGGAGAAAGCUCCAUUCACAGUGAUGGUAAAGAAAACAACUCUGAACCUACAACUGCUGAUAAGUGUCAAGGACAAGAGGCUCUUGGAGAGUCUGAGAGUUCUUUAGUGGAUGGUUUGAAGCAAACCAGUGCAGAAGGCAAAAUCAAAUGGGACAUUUCAGAAACAAAUGAAGAACCUUUGGAACAAAAACUACCUGUUACCAGAGUAUCUCAGCGAGAACUUGAAAACUUAGGGCCAGUGGUACCUGAAAGUGGCUGUCGAAGAGAUGCUGUGGCCACUCCUGAAAAACCAGAUCCAGAAGGGAAUUCUGAGCAGCAGAGCAAAGAUCCAGAAAACAACUGUAUGGCAAAAAGCCAUAUGGAAACGACAUCCUCUCAAGAAAGUGAAAUGGAGGAAGAAAUUCCUCCUGUAAAGACUGAAAGUAAAUCUGAAAAGAAGAUCAUAUUUCACCAAAAAUCAGCUAAUAAAGACCUAGAACCACUUAAAUCAGGGCUGAUUUCUGAAAGAAACCUGGAAAGUCAAACUGUGGAGCACAUGGAUGGGGUAGAUGUUAAUGAGGAUUUACUGAGCUCCAAACUAACUGAGGCUAAUGGUCAAAAGAAAGGGCAGGAUCUGAAAGUGGAAACAAGUACCAUAAACAAAUAUCAUGAUCAGACAAAUGUAAAUACUGACAAAAAGAAUAAUAAUGGUGAUGAAACUGAGGCAGAUGUAGAAAAAGAAAAAUCAUCAUUUCAAAUGAAUGGAAAAGACAGUGACAUUAAAGGUUUAUCACAUGAUGAGUGCUCAGUGAAAGAUACCUGUGAAGCUAAGGCAGGGGGUGAUAUUGAACCAAAAGUUAAUAAUAUUAAUAAAUCCAUUCCAGAACAUGAAAUAAAACCAUUGACUUUUAAGGAAUCUUCAGUGAAACCAUUCAUGAAUGGUGACAUCAUGGUAGAGGACACAAAGGACAAAAAUAAUGUGGACUCAAAGUCACGUCUGCAGAGUUCACCUGAGUCUGAGUCUGGAGAGAGUCUUCAGCCACCAGAUGAAGUUCCCAAGUAUGUGCAGAAAACUGAAGAAAACCAGUUUUCUCCUGAGAGAUCUGCCAGUGUUGGCUCUGCUUCCCCACCAACACAGACUGUCUGUAAAGAAAACACCCUGAGCAGUGAGACAGAAUCCAUGGAAACUGAGGUCACUGAGGAGAACAAAGUCGCUCCCUCGCCUGUAACCCCAUGUGAGGAAUCCAGCCUGGGCGGUCACUUCGCUGCCCGGAACGGUGUCCAGGCACAUCAGAUGGAAAACAUGAAUGGGGAAAGUAAAGUAAAAACUGUUAUUACUGAGGUGACUACCACGACUUCAACUGUGUCCACGGAAUCCAAAACGGUGUUUAAGGUGGCAGAGACCGGAGCUGCCAGUGAGGAGAAAACCACGGUCGUUUCAUCUACAGAAAAUUGUGCCAUAUCCACUGUAACCACCACCACCACUGUAACCAAGCUCACCACUCCAGCCACAGACAGCAACACUGAUGUCAUUUCUGUCCAGGAGCACAGUAAAACAGUGGUGACAACAACAGUCACCGACUCCCUGACCACCCCGGAGGGCACACUGGUGACUUCCAUGACUGUCAGCAAGGAAUAUUCCACAAAAGACAAAGUGAAGCUAAUGAAGUUUGCAAGACCCAAAAAAACUCGUUCUGGAACUGCCUUACCAUCCUAUAGAAAAUUUGUUACCAAAAGCAGUAAAAAAAGCAUAUUUGUUUUACCCAAUGAUGACUUAAAAAAGCUGGCCAGGAGAGGGGGGAUCAGAGAGGUUCCCUAUUUCAAUUACAAUGCAAAGCCUGCCUUGGAUAUCUGGCCAUAUCCAUCCCCAAGACCAACUUUUGGGAUCACUUGGAGGUACCGACUCCAAACAGUCAAAUCCUUGGCUGGGGUGAGCCUGAUGUUGAGAUUGCUCUGGGCAUGUCUCAAGUGGGAUGAUAUGGCAGCAAAAGCUCCACCUGGAGGAGGAACCACAAGGACAGAAACAACUGAAACUGAAAUUACAACGACAGAAAUAAUCAAGAGGAGAGACGUUGGUCCCUAUGGAAUCCGGUCAGAGUACUGUAUAAGAAAAAUUAUUUGUCCCAUUGGUGUCCCAGAGGCUCCAAAAGAAACUCCAACACCCCAGAGGAAGGGACUUCGAUCAAGUGCCCUCAGGCCAAAAAGGCCAGAAACACCCAAGCAAACAGGCCCUGUAAUAAUGGAAACUUGGGUAGCAGAGGAGGAGUUGGAGCUGUGGGAGAUCAGGGCAUUUGCUGAAAGGGUGGAGAAGGAAAAGGCACAGGCAGUUGAACAACAGGCUAAGGUUAGUGAACAGAAGAAGGCAGAGGAAUUCAAGGCCCAAUUGGAGGCUCAGCUAAAACACCAACGUUUGGCUGCCCAGCAGAAACGGCUGGAGCAGCAGAAGCAGAUCCCUGCAGGAGGGGUGGUGGCUGCAGCCACCACGUCCAGCAGCACUGCCACCACUGUGUCCACUCCUCAGAAAGUCGUGGUGGGCCCCUUGGCAGGCCCAGUCCCCACGGGAACCAAAGUAGUGCUGACUACUAAAGUGGGUUCUCCAGCUACAGUAACAUUCCAACAGAACAAGAACUUCCAUCAGACUUUUGCUACUUGGGUUAAACAAGGCCAAUCUUCAACAGCCACUAGCACAGCUGCCACCUCAGCCACAACCAUUGCCAGCACAGGGCAGACCUUCCAGCUCUCAGGCAGCCCAGUAACGAUGGCAGGGAAAGUGAUAACUAAGCUGCCACUCCCUGCAAACAGCAAGAUUGUUGCCGUCAAUGUGCCAUCAACUCAAGGAGGUGUGGUUCAAGUUCAGCAAAAGGUAUUGGGUAUCAUUCCAUCAACUACAGGUGCAAGUCAAACCUUUACUUCAUUCCAGCCAAGGACAGCAACUGUAACCAUUAGGCCAAACACCACAGGGACAUUAGGAACAACAAGCACUUCACAAGUAGUGCCAGGGACACCGCUCCGCCCUGGAAUGACAGUGAUCCGGACACCACUCCAGCAGUCAACCCUUGGGAAGACCAUCAUCAGAACACCUGUAGUGGUGCAACAAGGUAUUCUUCCAGCCAGUCAGACACAGCAAGUGGUGACUCAGAUAAUCAGGGGGCAGCCUGUCUCAACAGCAGUUUCCAGUACCAGCACAGCUUCUUCCAGUGCUGGGCAGAAAACGGUCACAAGUUCUGGAACUCCCCCUCAGGCAGUGCAGCCACAGACCCCCUCGCAGCCCCCUCGCCCUCAGCAGGGGCAGGUGAAGCUCACCAUGGCCCAGCUCACCCAGCUCACACAAGGACAGGGUGGCAGUCAAGGCUUAACUGUGGUAAUUCAGGGACAAGGUCAAACUACUGGUCAGCUACAAUUAAUCCCUCAGGGUGUGACUGUAAUACCUGGCCCAGGACAGCAGCUAAUGCAAGCAGCUAUGCCAAAUGGUACAAUUCAGAGGUUCCUUUUCACCCCACUCCCAGCAGCUGCUACUACAGCCAGCACAACUACAACCACGGUUUCUACUUCGACCUCGGGUACAGGGGAGCAGAAGCAGGCUCUGCAGGCCCAGCCAGCAUCAGCACUGCCACCAGUUCAGGGACAGCCUCAGAGCCAGCAGCAGUCCCAGGCUCCGGCGCAGAUCCCGCCUUUGCCCCAGCCCGAGGCUCAGGGCCAGCCCGAGGCUCAGGCUCCAGCUCCUGGUGACUCUCCAGUCCCUCCUGAAGCACAACCAUCCAAAUCUCCGGCUCAGUCUCCAGCCCAGGCUCCAGGGCUCUCUCCGGCGCCAGUCCCGAUCCAGCCACAGCCCGCGGUCCUGCCCCAAGGCCAGUCCCAAGCCCAGGCUCAGCAACCAGCUCAGGUGCAGACUCCAACCCACCAACCGAGCCCGAUGCAGCCCCCUGCUCCCAUCCAAAUUCCAGCUCAGCUGCAGCAGGUCUCAACCCUUCCGAGUUUAAAUCAGGUUCCUGUGCAAUCCCCAGCUCGUCCUCAGCUGCAACUUCAGCAGCCUCCAACAAAAGUUAUUGCAGUGCCUCAGCUUCAGCAGCGAGUGCAAGUUCUCUCCCAGCUGCAGUCCCAGGUGGUGGCUCAGAUACAAGGCAGUUUGCCCCAGCAGAUCAAGCUGCAGUUACCCCUUCACAUCCACCAAAGCAGCCCAGGGCAGGCUCACCAGAUUCAGAAUGUGGUGACAGUGCAAGCAGCUAGUGUUCAGGAGCAGCUGCACAGAGUUCAGCAGCUCAGGGAGCAGCAACAGAAGAAAAAGCAGCAACAGAUAGAAAUUAAACGUGAGCACACCCUUCAGGCUUCUAAUCAAAGUGACAUUAUCCAGAAACAGGUGGUUAUGAAGCAGAAUGCUGUCAUAGAACACCUGAAACAGAAGAAGAUGCUGACACCAGCUGAGAGGGAAGAAAAUCAGAGGAUGAUUGUGUGCAACCAAGUGAUGAAAUAUAUUCUGGAUAAGAUAGACAAGGAAGAAAAACAGGCAGCUAAGAAGCGGAAGCGAGAGGAGAGCGUGGAGCAGAAGCGCAGCAAACAGAACGCCACCAAGCUCUCAGCUCUGCUCUUCAAGCACAAAGAACAGCUGAAAGCUGAAAUACUGAAAAAAAGAGCACUUCUGGACAAAGAUCUACAGAUUGAAGUGCAGGAGGAGCUAAAGAGAGACUUGACUAAAAUUAAGAAAGAAAAGGAAAAGGCCCAGGCAGCAGCUGCUGCAGCAGCAGCCGCAGCCGCCGCAGCCGCAGCCGCUGCCCCACCACCACCACCACCAGUGCCACCAGUGCCACCACCACAGCAGGCAGCCAGCGUCACCUCCUGCUCCUCCACCACUGUCCCAGUGCCAGUGUCCUCCCAGAAGAGGAAACGAGAGGAGGAGAAGGAUUCCUCGGCUUCCAAGUCCAAGAAAAAGAAAAUGAUUUCUACUACCUCAAAGGAAACGAAGAAGGACACAAAGCUUUACUGCAUCUGUAAAACGCCUUACGACGAGUCCAAGUUCUAUAUUGGCUGUGAUCUUUGUACUAACUGGUAUCAUGGAGAAUGUGUUGGAAUCACAGAAAAGGAGGCUAAGAAAAUGGAUGUGUACAUCUGUAAUGAGUGUAAACGGGCACAAGAGGGCAGCAGUGAGGAGUUGUACUGUAUCUGCAGAACACCUUAUGAUGAGUCGCAAUUCUACAUUGGCUGUGACCGGUGUCAGAACUGGUAUCACGGGCGCUGCGUUGGCAUUUUGCAGAGCGAGGCCGAUCUCAUCGACGAGUACGUGUGUCCCCAGUGCCAGUCCACAGAGGAUGCCAUGACUGUGCUCAGCCCCCUCACUGACAAGGACUAUGAAGGGUUAAGGAGAGUCCUGCGCUCCUUGCAGGCUCACAAGAUGGCAUGGCCCUUCCUAGAACCAGUAGAUCCCAACGAUGCACCAGAUUAUUAUGGUGUCAUUAAAGAACCAAUGGACCUGGCCACCAUGGAGGAACGGAUCCUGAAACGCUACUACAAAAAGGUCACGGAGUUUGUGGCAGAUAUGACCAAAAUUUUUGAUAACUGCCGUUACUACAAUCCCAGUGACUCCCCUUUCUACCAGUGUGCAGAAGUUCUCGAGUCUUUCUUUGUACAGAAACUAAAAGGAUUUAAGGCAAGCAGGUCCCAUAACAACAAACUGCAGUCUACAGCUUCUUAGAGUUCAGCGUGUUACCAAACACACGAGCAAGGAUCUGGUUGUCUGACAAUUUUUAAUUAAGGAGCCAGAUGUUUUUAGUCAGGUUGUCCUGACAAGACUUGAUGUAAACUGCGUUUUUAUUGGUCACAACAGUCAAAUUAUAUUCUUGGCUUAUUUUGUCCAAAGGACAAAGAAAUAAAAAAAAUCAGCAGCACCACUUUCUUGUCAAGAUCAAAUUGUUGUACUAUUGUGGCAGAAGCGGGAAAACUUUGUUUUGGUGGAGGAGAGAGAGAAAGAGAGCAAGAAAAAAAGAUACAGUAAAUGGGGUCACGUUUAACUCCAUGGAAAUGCCACGUCUGUUCUUCAGUGAAGAAGCUGGUUUAAAGUCCACACAGAAAACUUUGACUGUAUUUAUUUAUUGUUGCAAAAAAGACGCUUUUUUAUUGCUGCCCUCAUUUGUCAGCUAAUUAUUUUUUCUUAUAAAAUCCAGCCCCGGUUCCAUGUAAUCCAUUCUGUAUCUUAACAUGAUUCCUGUAGGUAAAAGUACAAGAAGACCUCUAGAUGUCUUUUCUUUCUAUGAAAGGAGCUGCUAUGUACACAUGUGCACACACACAGGACUGGGAAUCAACAAGGAGUUUAUCAUUCAUGGUAGAUAAAAACAAGCUUGCAUAGAAGUUGGGCUGAGUGGUCAUGGACUACAGACUCUGUUGCCUUGAAUAUAACAGUACAAUUUGUCAUUUACUCUGCACCAGACUGAACUGAGUAAAAUCUAUUUGAAGGUAUCUUGUUUGUAAACAUUUGUCAGAUUCUAAUUUUUUUUUUCUUUUGUAUUAAAAUUCAAAAUAUGGAUGUAUAUGAAACAAAAUAAAUGGAGAUCAUUGUUCUCCCCACA